Letharia lupina is the source of this 984-nucleotide messenger RNA. RefSeq lists its product as uncharacterized. The transcript has a single exon. The record is from RefSeq and is a predicted model, not a curated record. Bases 1 to 984 code for a protein of 327 amino acids. NCBI's taxonomy places the organism in Eukaryota, Fungi, Ascomycota, Lecanoromycetes, Lecanorales, Parmeliaceae.
AUGAGCGGCACUGUGCACACUCUCCUUCAGUGCCCACAGCCAGGGGCUUCCUCUGCCAUAGAUGGGGACUUUCCAGUAGACGAAAAUGUCACAGCCCAUCUCCCCGAAGGCGCCAGGGUUCUUUCCGCCCAUAGAUACGGGUCUUCCGCUUGGACCAUCACAGCUCGUAUCACUACCGAGUUGGCCGAUGGUUCGGUCAAGAAGUUUUUCCUGAAAUGCGCAACAGAAGAUGCUGGACACGCAAUGAUGGAAGGCGAAUAUUGGGCGAUGAUGGAGCUCUACAAAACCAUACCGGCGGGGAUUCCGAAGCCGCUUGCGCGAGGGAAGUUCCAGACCGAGAUUCCAGCAACUUAUUUCUUUCUCUGCGAGUUCGCGGAAAUGAGCAACCAAGUCCCGGAUCCCGACCGUCUCUGCGCCCUUAUAACUGAGCUGCACAGGAAAAGCGUAUCUCCCACUGGGAAAUUCGGAUUCCAUGUAAGAACCUGUAAUGGCCGAACGCCGCAGGCUACAGAAUGGGACAGUAGCUGGACCUCAUUCUUUUCAAAGUUUAUGAUACACGUCAUGGCCGAAGACUUCAAGACCAACGGAUCGUGGCCAGAGCUCGAGAGGACCGGUGCGAGAAUAGUCUCUCAGGUCAUACCCAGAUUGGUCGGAGUUUUGGAAACAGAAGGUCGAAGCGUCAAGCCGUGUUUGAUUCAUGCGGAUCUCUGGGAAGGAAAUACCGGCACCUCAUAUGAGACAGGGGACAUCAUCCUAUUCGAUGCCGGGUCUUACUAUGCCCACAACGAGAUGGAAAUAGCGGACUGGCGUUGUCCAUACAAUAAGGUGAACUCGAAGAUCUAUACUAAGACGUAUCUGAGAAAUUAUGGCAUGAGCGAACCCGCAGAGGAAUGGGACGAUCGCAAUCGUUUGUAUUCUACAUAUUAUGAUGUUGUCUACUCAGUCAACCACAUGCUUCAAGGGAGGAGUGUUCGGCAGAUGUGA